CCAAAAUCACAAUUUCGCCUCUCUGCACUAGCUAUUCUGCACAGUGCCUUGGUACAGUAUCAUUGAGUGAAGGAGGCAAAUAGGGAACUCCGAAGUUUAUACUUAUUUUUCUCCGUGCUUUAUCCGGCAUCAUAUGCACUUUUUCACAUGGUUUGGUGCUUACUAGCCCCUUCUUAUCAUUGUGCCUGUCUCAGACGCUAAAACAGUUGAUUUUCACUCCAUAGUAGGAGAAGGAAGGAAAGGGCACUAACGGGCCCUGCUGCAUACUACCUUACAGACUGGAGAUAAUAUAUUAGGAAAAUUACAUAUCCCCACUUGAACCCUCGCUGGGUCGGUCCAAGUGUCUGGCACUCCUUGAGUAUAUCUUAAUCCUGUCUUUUCCUUCUCUUAGAGUCUUCAAGUGGAUCGAGUCCGUUUAUAUGUUUCUUUCUCCGCUAUAUUAAUAUAUAUGCCACAUUCCUUCAUCCACAAUUGAGUAUCGAACUUUCUUUCCCACACCCAUCGAAACGGAAAAUCGAGCCGGGAGCUUCGAUACGGAUCAAUUCCUAAUAUGGCUCAUAUUUCCGAGUACUUGGUCGAUGCUACGAGCAGUGUUGGCUUAUGUAACUUAAUAGCUCGCGAGACGGGGGUAUCUUCUUCACCUCAAGAUAUUCCUUCAGAAUCCCCAGUUAUGGAAGAGAAAGAAAAACAUAUUUGGCGAAUGCAUCAACCUAGUGAAGCACCACGAAAAUACAGUAUAUUUCCUUCCAAAGAGAAGCCAUCAAUUGGCUCAGAUCGACAAAGUCCAGAAUCCUCAUUGGGAGAGAAGCACAACGUUCAAAAGCCCAAAGAAUUGAACAAACGAAGGAAGCCAAGUGUCACCGAAUUAGGACCAAUGACUACUGUACAUGAAGUUUCGAUGGAUUCCCCUACUAUUCCAGGACGACCUCCUCUACACGAAAGAUCUUUCAGUGCACCAGGUGGUAAAUGGAGACAGCAUACAUAUGGCGAAUCUUUAGUUGCAUGUAUUGAGGGACCAAUUCUAGAUGAGAAUGCAGAGAUUGAACACGAAAUCAAUGAAUCCAACUUUUUCAAAAGACAACGAUCAAAUUUUAACUGCCGUUCGAAAUCACCCAAACCACUUUCACCAAAAUCUUUGGCUCCUCUAUAUAUCCCAUCCAGAAAUGCUCCAAUGCCACCAAGAAUUCGUACUCAGUCUUCACCAAGUACACUUAGAUCACCAAUGCCACCACAAGUGCCACCAAAGUCUGCUAGAAUGAUGGAGCAAUCUCCAUAUCAUAGAUCUUCUCCUUACACCCCUUCAUCAUCUGUUAGUGCUUCUACAGCAGCAACCACUCCAAGUUCUCCACGAGAAGGACGAUCUUCUCCGAAACCUUGGAUGAGCACUGGUCGAUCAUCACCAAAACCAUGGAUGAAUUUACUCUCCGGACGAUCAUCUCCUAAACCGACCAAAGAUGCUUCAUACAUCAUGCAGCAAAGCGCAAAUUCCAGCUCAGUCACUCUUCCACUUCCAACCCCUCGACGAAAAUCCCCCGGUCAUUUUCGCAAUCAAUCCGAGAACUUCGUUCGACAGCCACGAGCUGGAAAUCUUAGUCACGAUGUACCUCAUAGACGAGGGGGGUCUGAAUCUGGUCCCUCAAUCAUGGAUCGAGGAAGACCUAAGAAGCGAAGUGAUGGAUCACCCAUCAAAGCAUCAGCUCCCAGGCUCUUACCUUCAAAACGCUCUCCUACUUCCGAGGAGCAAUUGGCUUUCGAAUAUUUACCACAUGGUGUCAAGGCUGCUCAAGCAAGUUCAAAAUUGACUCAAACGGAAAUGGAGACACUUAGAUGUCAGGCUAUUGGCCAAGUUUGUCGCUUUGAGGUUCUCAAUUCAAGAGAUGUUGAUUCUCUUUCAAGAGAACUCCGCGCUCUCGACGAACGCUGUCUCUACCUCCGCAAAACCCACCGUUCCCUCCGUGCCGGACGUCGCAACCUGCACGAUCGCAUUUGUACCUAUCUCCGCUCGCCGCGCACCGCCAAAUUCUCCCACGAUGCCAUUCUCAAACAAGAAGAAGCACUCUCGGAACUCGAUUCCUCCAUCGACGACUGGAUAUCCAAACUCGAUCAGGCUGAGAACCGACGCACGCGCGUGCGUCAAAAGUUAUUGGAACAUGUUGCCGCUGCGGUCUUUAUGCCUGUCACUCCUCCUUCUGUUAGAAAACAUCAUAAUAGUGUAAAUACCAUUACACCACCACGCAGUCCCAUCAAGGGAAUUAGUCCUGUGCGAGAAAGUCAUCGCACCGUCGAUGUCAUGACUCCGCAACCGCGACUUUCCGAGGCGGAACUCAAAGAGAAGAAAGAAACCAGACGCAGAGCAGUAGAAUCUAUUCGCAUUUAUGCGGACUCGGAUGUCUUUGCUCUGUUGGCCGAUGUGGAAGAUGAGAUUAAUAGAAUGGGCGAUCCUAAUUUAUAUCCUUCGGAUGAGUCCCAAGAAGAGAAAGUAGUAGCUCAGCCACAAGCUCCACGAAACGAAAAGGUUACUGAAGCUUCCCAAGCUGAUUCCCAUUUCUCAUCUUCUGCGCCCGCGGUACCAAUGUCGCCUUUCUUACUCAGACCAAUGGUUUUCACCAUGCCUGCUGGAAAGCAAGGUGUUAAGAUUUAAAUCUCUCCCUACCUGUCCUCCCCUAUCUAUAUGCUCCUUUAUUCAUGUUGGCGAUUCUCCCAUACUUCUUGGUAUUUCCCCGCAUUAAUCUCGUUGGCGUUUUAUUUUCCGUGUAGAAACGUAUAAUGACUUUCACGAUUCACAUCGUCUGCUAUGAUAUGGCUGUUUUCUUUUUUGGUAACUCUAAUUUUAUUAUUCCUUUUUUCCUUUUUGUUAUACUCGAUUCUAUGAUACCAAUUUUAUUUUAAUUCUUAAAAGGGGAUUGUUGGCUUGGGGAGAUGUUAUACUAUACUGUCUAUCAUUUGGAUUUCUUUUGUAUUAUGGGAUGGAUGGAUUAUGGAUGGAUGGAUGGAUGAUUAUGGAUGGGUGGAUGGACGGGAGGAUGGAUGGAUGGAAGGGAGGAUGGAAUGUGUCAGGGUUUUUCUAUUGGGAGGAUUUGGGGUGGAAUGGAAGGGAAUGAAAAUGAAUAUAUAGAGCUACAGAGAUUAGCUAUCAAAAAAGAUAUGAAAAUAGGUAAAUAUCCAUAGGAUCUGGAAAAGGGAUGGCAU
This is a messenger RNA of Botrytis porri, 3189 nucleotides long. RefSeq lists its product as uncharacterized. The coding region runs from base 551 to 2641 and encodes 696 amino acids. Lineage: Eukaryota; Fungi; Ascomycota; Leotiomycetes; Helotiales; Sclerotiniaceae. The transcript is spliced from 4 exons. The record is from RefSeq and is a predicted model, not a curated record.